AUGCCGGAUGACAGCCGGCCGGAGUUCAAACACCGAACGCGUCGCAACGCGUCAGGCAACGCGACGACAGACAAGUAUUCACUCAUUUUCAUGUCAGUAUUGCUCUGCCAAUGGGUGCAGAUCGAACCCAGAAACGCAGCGGAGCACACACUAUCCGAAUUGGACGACAGCAUCAAACUUACAUCCUUCAUAAUAGAACGUGAGCUUCAGACAUCGUACGAAAAAUCGUCUGUCGAGGACGAGUCGGCCACCCCGAGCGGAGUACCAAAGUUUCUGAUGGGACAUCAGCGCGGAGAUUACCGGACGUGGAAGCAGAGCCUGAAACGCGAGCACAUCUUUUAUAUCUCGAAGACUACUGGCAUCCGUGUCGAAGACAUCGAGGAGCUCGAGAACGCGUUGCUUAGCGAUCCCGAGUUCGAGGAGGUGCAGGUGUGGGGGUUCAGGGUCAACCGGCGUUUCUUGCAGGCUGCAGUUGAAUACGGCCACUAA
Punctularia strigosozonata HHB-11173 SS5 is the source of this 489-nucleotide messenger RNA. RefSeq lists its product as uncharacterized. Bases 1 to 489 code for a protein of 162 amino acids. The record is from RefSeq and is a predicted model, not a curated record. The transcript has 4 exons. Lineage: Eukaryota; Fungi; Basidiomycota; Agaricomycetes; Corticiales; Punctulariaceae.